UUGAAGUUUCUACAUCCUGUACUUAAGGGAGUAUGAGAAAACUCAACCAACGUUUCCUUUCCCUUGUGUAUAAGAUAAGAAUGUUGAACCUUCUCUAUUGGUCUUGGCUGUGCAGUUUUAUCGUAUAUCAAGCUGGGGAAUACUUGAAAAUACACAAUUGGGAUGAUAAAAGAUAAGCCUUACCCUUUUAUGUAAAAGAUUGAGAGGUCGCCCGAAGAAAUCGUCCAGGCAACAAUUCCCAUAACAGUUCACCGCCGCUUGCUCUGUCGUCACAAUGUACGUUAAGCGGAAUUGAUGAGUGUCUUUGCUCGUCAUUUUGACUCUUCUUAUCUCUCAGUUGAUCGUUUUAUGAUAUGACAAUUGAUCGGCGUUUUGUAGUUCAAAGCCUGCAAUCGUUUUAAGCCAUAUGUCAGCAGAAUGAUGAUUAGGGACGCAGAAGAGAUGACAAAUAGUUCAAAGGUUGCAGCUAUUCAGAUAGAAACGAGGGUACAACUUUGAACUAAAACGUAUACGUAUCACGUAGAAGUAACAAAUAAAGAAAAGGCUCACAGCAAUCAAACGUAGUAUAGAUCUACUUUUUUUUUGCAAAUCUGUCGCUUCCUUUCCACUGAACAAAAAAUUAUCUGAACAUUUCAUUUUCAUCGUAUCAUUUAAUUUCGAUUUUCAACGUUAUGCUGUUUUUCUACCUAUAUCCAACAGAACACAGAAUUGCUAUGACAUAUUACGCUGACAUACUUUUAAAACACUUGCGUAAUCGAACUAUCAAAAAUAAGUUUGUAUCAUGGCCCAUGUGGGAAGGAUAGUGAUGUAUCUGUAAUGUGGAUCUUAACAAAUCAAACCAACCCAAAUCAACCCAAACCGAACCGAACCAAACCAAACCAAACCAAACCAAACCAAUCAAGCAAGCAAGCAAACCAAACAAUUCGAGAAGGACCACAGUGAUCACAUUUCAGUCUUCAUUUAGAGCAAGCGACAUACGUGAGCUAGGUCGACACACAGAUCAGUAUUAGCAAGAUGGCCGACGUCGGGCCCAGUGCUGCUUACAUCUUUAUUGUGCUUCUUUGCAUCUGUUCUGCGAUUGGAGAUUCCGUUGUGGUGUCCACGACAUCGGGUGAUGUUCAAGGCUACGAGUUUGAAACGUCCUCUUCCAUCGGAAGACCUGUCUUCGACCGUGUCUACGUAUUUAAAGGCAUUCCCUACGCCGCUCCACCUACAGGGGACCUCAGGUUUCGCCCUCCACAAGACCCAACACCGUGGGAAGGCAUUCGUGAUGCAUCCAGUUUUAGGGACAAAUGUGCUCAACAGCCCUCUAUUUAUCCCGUGCAGCCAGAGGCGGCACCUUUGUACGGGGAAUUUUGGGACCACGUGAAUAUCUCCGCCAGCGAGGACUGUCUGAAUCUGAACGUGUACACACAUAAUGUCUCUGUGCUUGCCAAUCAGCCGGUAAUGGUGUGGAUUCAUGGCGGAGGUCUUACCAAGGGAACCGGUAGUUCCUACCCAGGCGAGGUCCUGGCGGCUCACCACAAUGUUGUCCUCGUUACCAUCAACUACCGGCUCGGUCACUUCGGUUUUCUUCCAACUCUAGAGGAGGACGCACCUGGAAACUUUGGUUUCCACGACCAGAUUAAGGCUUUACAAUGGGUACAAGCAAACAUCCGUAAUUUUGGCGGGGAUCCAGAAAAGGUCACCAUCUUCGGAGAAUCGUCUGGAGGACAGAGCGUGUCCCUACUUGUCAUGUCUCCCAUGACAAGGGGACUUUUCCACCGAGCGAUCUCACAAAGCGGCGUGGGAUUUCAGCCUGUCAGACAAGUGGGAGAUGUGACGGCGACGGAAGCAGUUGCCAGCGCAGUCGGAUGUGCCACAACACCAUAUGGCGACAUGAUGAGCUGUCUAAGAGGAAAGCCGGCUGAGGAUAUAUUGGAGGAAGGUGGUUUCCCUAUACCUGUUGUUGACGGUCAUUUCCUGAUGGAUAAUCCUAGGGAACUGGUCAGAAAGAAGACGCUUAACAAGGUCGACUACCUUCUGGGCACAAACAAUGACGAAUAUGGCUGGAUGUUGUCAAUCAAGAACCUGUAUGUUGAUGGGAUGAGCGCUGCCGAAUUCCAAGCCAGAAUGCCUAGUGACUUGUUCUUUGUUGGCCUCAAAUAUCCCGUACGGGCCAUGUUGUUUUUUGAGGGGAACACGAGUGCACUUAUCCCUGCAGUGGUACACGAGUACCUGGACUCAGUUGACAUAGAUGACCCAUUCGCCAUCCGUGACCAGUACUUCCAGUUCAAGACUGACAUGUCAUUUUUAGCAUCAACUGCUUUGAUGGUAGAAGCUCAAUCAGCUCUCCCUGUUCGAGUGUAUCAGUAUGAGUUCCAGCAUCGAUCUUCCAUUUUCCCCUUUAAGCCAGACUCUGUGAAGGCAGAGCACCUGGACGAACUGUUCUACGUCUUCGGGAUCCCGCUUCUACGGGAAGACUCAUCGUGGAAGCUUCCGUUUACCGACCAGGAAAGAGACCUGAGCCUGGACAUCAUGGCCUAUUGGGUCAACUUUGCAAACAAUGGAGAUCCAAACGACUAUUCCGGUGCAGCCCGCGUGCGUGACUCUGCGGACUGGCCACGGUACAAGCCGUCCUCUAAGGCCUACAUGAAGCUAGACCUGACGUCAUCCUCCGACACUGAUCUUAGAGGAGACCGGAUGAAGUUUUGGAACAAGGUCGUACCAAAGCUCAUGGGGGAGGACGAAAGUACAAGUGGAGUUGUCCAGUUGUCGUGGAGCAUUUGGAGCUUUGCUAUUCCCUUGGCUUACUUUCUAUGCAACAUUUGAAGGAAAGAUAAGCUUGUUACAGAAACUGGGUACCUGUAGUUUGAGGCAAGACAGUUCAAAAAAACAAUUGCAAUGUACCUUUGAACAGUUGCCAAGCAUCACAAUAAGAACACACAAUCAUGUAAUAGAAAAAAGGAAGGAGAGGCUAGUAAGCUAGUUGUAGAAAAAAACUGAAGGUAAUUAUAAGGUCAUAGAAUAACUGAAAAUAAUCGGCUUAAAUGUGUUUCAACACAGAAUCUUUUAAACAGAGUGUUAUUCAACAACUACAAACAUUAUCAUACAUGUAGAUAACUGCUCCCAACCUUUAAAUUUAAAAAGUCUGUACCUUAAACACACUCAGCUGUACUAAGUUGCUAAACAAGGAAAGAAAUUGGUGUGGUGUUUUUCAGUCCUCUAGACUGUCCGACAUACUUUCAUUCAAGUCCCCCUGCCUGGUAGAGCCCCCCUCAACGCCCAUGCUGGGCUAACUUUGGGCACUAUCCUUUUAAACAGCUCAAUAGGCCGUACCUGGUUGCUAAACAAGAAAAGAAAUUGGUAUUUUUUGAGUCUUCCAGACUGUCUGACAUACUUUCAUCCGAGUCCGAAUGGUAUGUCAAGUAAGAGAGUUUUUGGCAACAGUGUCUUUAGGUACUGUCCUUUCAGAAAACCCAUAAGACAUGAACUACUUGCUAAACAAGAAAAGAAAUUAGUGUGAUCAUUUCUUUUUAGUCCUAUACACUAUCCGACAUACUUUCAUCCAAGUCCCCCUGGUACAGCCCUUCACCACCCAUGCUGGGGUACCUUUGGGUACUGUCCUUUUAAACAUUAGGCCAUUAGGCAGUACCCACUGGCUAAACAAGGAAAGGAAAUGGUGUGGUCUUUUUUAGUCUUCCAGACUGUUCGACAUUC
Branchiostoma floridae (Florida lancelet) is the source of this 3699-nucleotide messenger RNA. Its product is annotated as fatty acyl-CoA hydrolase precursor, medium chain-like. Lineage: Eukaryota; Metazoa; Chordata; Leptocardii; Amphioxiformes; Branchiostomatidae. The coding region runs from base 1015 to 2811 and encodes 598 amino acids. The record is from RefSeq and is a predicted model, not a curated record. The transcript is spliced from 10 exons.